Monoraphidium neglectum is the source of this 1182-nucleotide messenger RNA. RefSeq lists its product as hypothetical. The record is from RefSeq and is a predicted model, not a curated record. Bases 1 to 1182 code for a protein of 393 amino acids. NCBI's taxonomy places the organism in Eukaryota, Viridiplantae, Chlorophyta, Chlorophyceae, Sphaeropleales, Selenastraceae. The transcript has 5 exons.
AUGGCGGCCCUACGCGCGGCCAUAGCCGCCCUCCAAGACAAGGUGCAACGCAAGCAGCGGCAGCUGCGCGAGCUCAGCGCCACCAACGAGCGCCUGCAGGUGCGCGCCGCAUCCCUGCACCUGCUGGCUCGCGUGACCGCCGAGGCAGACGCCGCGCGCGCCGCCUUCGGCGUCGCGUGCGAGCACUCCGCCGCUGAGCGGCGCCGGCUCGAAGCGCUGCUCGAAGAGGAUGGCGCGCGCUGGACCGCGGCCGUCGGCGUGGGCGCCGCCAGCCCCGGCACGGCCGCUAGCGCUGGCGGCUCCUGCAUUGACGCGCUGAGUGAGGCGUCGGGGCAGCCGCCGCCGCCGCUGCAGCAGGAGCAGCAGCAGCAGCAGCAGCAGCAGCAGCAGCAGCAGCAGCAGGCAGGCAGCAAUUCCUGCGGAGGCAGCGCCAGUGUCACCACGAGUGGCCCUGCGUCCACCGGGCAGCUGGGGGCGGCCGCUGCGCGAGGCGACGACCUGUUGACCAGGCUGCCUCACCUGCAGCCAGGCACAUGCCUCCUGCACGUCCAGGGGACGCCGCCCGAGGCGGUCGCUGAUUAUGCAUCCAUGGACGCGAACGAGGCAAAGUCGCGGUGGCGCGAUCUGGUGGACGAGGCGCUCGUGAUUCAGGGGGACUGCGCGUCCGAGGAACAGCUUGACGCCGCGCUGGGGCGCUGCGCGGUCAAGAUGCUCAGGUCGGUCCGGCAGGGGAAGGUGGAGGGGCGACGGGGGGAUCACGGCGCGCGCCGCUGCUUGGGGGUGGCGCGGCGGCGGCUGGUCGUCGGCGCCAACGGGGCCAGCCUGAUGUUUUCCAACCAGCGGGACGCGCCGCACGACCACUGGCGGCAGGCGCUCUUCGAGGGGGCGCGCCUGAGCCGCCACCAGCGGCUCGCGGCCCCCGGGGCCGGCGCGGCGGCGGGCGGCGGCGUGGGCGGGGGCAACCAGGAAGAAAUUUGCGCGGCGCUGGAGGCCAAUAGCGGCGCAGAGUGGGCGACACUCGUCAUGAUGUGGCUGGCGCUGCCCGCGGUGUUCUCGCUGCCCCAGUGGGCCAGGUUCAUCAGCAGCUGCUGGCCGUUCCCCGCCGACGAGAAGAUCUGCGUGCAGCUGGUCGAGGAGGCGCUGACGUCGGCGCCGCAGCUCUUCCGCGACGACGCCCGCUGA